Messenger RNA from Bactrocera neohumeralis, 461 nucleotides. RefSeq lists its product as uncharacterized. NCBI's taxonomy places the organism in Eukaryota, Metazoa, Arthropoda, Insecta, Diptera, Tephritidae. The transcript has a single exon. The record is from RefSeq and is a predicted model, not a curated record. Bases 63 to 407 code for a protein of 114 amino acids.
UCCAGAAACCUUUGAUAAAACAUAUUGAAAUACAAAACUAAACUUUUGUUUACUUUUAAAAAAUGUUAAAGAAAUCUAAAAAUUCUAAAUAUCCACCUCCGCCUUCUCCGCCAACAGUUGAGCAAAUAUUGAAAGAUAUGGAAACUUUUCAUGUAGACUUGAGUGCCGAGACUUUAAAAGGACAAUCGCCCAGUAAUGAUGCACAACACCAGGAUUGGUGGAAUCGCUUCGAAAAAGCAGUUGCUGAUCACAAAGACUUGGUAACGCUUAACAGUGAAAUACGGAAUUAUCAGCUUAAGUUAGAAUCUGCAAAAAUAGAACUGGAAACUGAGGCUCAGUUGCUUAAGAAUGCUAUUCAGGAGCAAAAAGAGAAAAUUGAUGAAGUUUUGUUAAAAGAAAGUAGUUGAAAUUAUAAAACCAAUAAACUAAAUAAAAGAAAAACAUUAAUUAGAGCGCCAUAA